Microplitis demolitor is the source of this 857-nucleotide messenger RNA. RefSeq lists its product as uncharacterized. The record is from RefSeq and is a predicted model, not a curated record. Lineage: Eukaryota; Metazoa; Arthropoda; Insecta; Hymenoptera; Braconidae. Bases 172 to 774 code for a protein of 200 amino acids. The transcript is spliced from 6 exons.
UCUAAAAAUAGCAAAUUUUGAUGAAAAUCUUUUGCCGACAUUCAGAAACACCCGAUUAUCUUCACGUUACAUUUUAAUUGGACUUGUAGCUUCAUAUAAAAUGACAAGUCCAGGUCAAAAAAACCACAGUAAGUCUAGAGGGACCAGAAUCUUCAUUUUUGUGUCACGAAAAUGCAUUCCACAACUAUGUCGGUGCUAUUUAUCAUUUUGUGCAGUGGACUGCUUAUCGAUGCUCAGUACACGGAAUCUGUUUUGCACCGGAUAACUCGCCAAGCGUCUGAUAUGAAUCGCAAAGGACCUGGUAUGGAUCAAGGAAUGUCGGCUAUGAAAAAUAUGAGCGAAAAUGGGAUGGGUCAUGGAAGGGAUAUGGCAUCAAAAGCUCAUGAAAUGGGCAAGAAAAUCCAUGAUAAAAUAAAAGACAUGAAAGGUUACUUUAACAGAAGUCGUCGUGCUGUCCCUUCUUUUAUUGAAAUCCAGUCUGUCAAUGCUCGGUCUCAAGUGGAAUUACACCGCAUGACCCGACAAUUACCUGGUUUUGACCAAGCAGCGUCCGCUAUAAAUAAAGUAGCUGAAGGUUUUAUGAAUGCUGGAAAAGAAAUAUUUGCAAAAGCUCCUGAAAUGGCGGAAAAGUUCUAUAAACAGGUACAAGAAAUGGCAGGGAAAUUUAUGACGCCUUCUAGCAGACGUCGUCGUGAUGCUUCAUCUUCAAUGAAAAAAGCCUACGGUAACGAAAAAGCUCCUUGUUUUUCUAAGGCUACUACAGGUAAAAUCUAACACACUUGUCAUACAAAAAAUGCUCAUUUGGUAUUAAAAAAUGUAAUGAUUUAAUUAAAAUAAAUAUCUGUUGUUGACCAUCA